AUGACUGUGAGAGAUAUAGCUAUGGCAGCUUGUAAGGAAAAAUCAAGUGUUUUAAGAAUUUUAAGAUUAUUUAGAGAUGCUGGAUCAUCAUCUCCAAAAAGAAAAGGAAAUGAUAAUGGGCGUGAGGCUUUGGAUCUCACUGCGUCUCCACUGCGAGCUCCAGCGGCAGCUCCUAAUUCAAGAACCUCACACCCUCCGCCAAUGGUCAUACAGGGAGAUUUCAGAAAGGUGUCAGGAAUCAGCAGUGAAAUUUUUAAGCAGAUAGAAACAGUAGAAAACGACCACGAUGCGUCAACGGCUGCCGCCUUGGACCACGUGGAAAGACGCGGUGAGAUGAUAGUCCGCAUAUUGGAGGCUCGACACCUCAGUAGAACCGCCAACGAAGCCGUGAAGAGAUUCACGGCAAUGCAAGAUGCCAAACAUACGGUCCAGUUCGUGGAGAUCGUUAAGAGGCCCGGCCAAACACUGGGCCUCUACAUCAGAGAAGGCAAUGGAAUUGACAGGAACGACGGGGUGUUCAUAUCAAGAAUAGCGCUGGAAUCUGCGGUGUAUAAUAGUGGAUGCUUAAAGGUGGGCGAUGAAAUUCUAGCGGUGAACCUGGUGGACGUGACUCGGAUGAGUCUGGACGACGUCGUCAUCAUAAUGUCGAUCCCGCGACGUUUAGUAUUGGCGACGAGGCAGCGAAAAGCGAGUAAGGGUGGCCAAAGUUCGCCGAGCGUGCAGCCCCGAGCGGAGCACAAACCCCCUCCCGUCGUCGUUAUCAAAAGAGAACUAAGGGAAGACGAGACUGAUGACGGAGAUCUCGAUCACAGAGAAACGAUUCGACAGAGACACACGGGAGACGGCCGAGAGAUGUCCGAAUCGAGAUCCAGGCUAGGCUUGGGAUUGUCUUCUUUGGACUCGCGUCACUCUGGACAACAAUCCGUCGAUUCUAACGGGUUGGACUUAUACUACAAUAGCCGGCCACCCGACGCCAAUUGGGGCUACCAGCCCCCUCCACCGGUUAUUACCGAACAACCAAAGUCCAGUAUGCAGCACUUCCAGCCCUACGAACGAAAUUAUCCCAAUACGUUAGAGAGUCUCGCCGAAAAGGUUCAUUCGUUCGGGAUGAGCAGAAGAAUGUCCGCUGGGGGACAACCUCUUGGAACUAGAAUAUCUUCCCAACAAAGUCCUUCUUCCCAUUAUUAUGUUCAGCAUGCGGGUACAGGUUCCCGGAGAAUCAUGCCACGGUCUGGUUCAGAUCAGCAUCUUCCUCAAACAGAGUAUUCCGAUUACACUAGCAUAACGCAAGCUGGAAGGCACAGUUUACUUCGAAGCAGCUUGAAGUCAGGAUCUACACUUAGCAGAUACAAUCAGCGAUUUGUGGACCAGGCGGCAGUAGCAGCUCAAAUAGCCCAAGCGAAAUACGGUACAAGCGGGUCACAAUAUUCCACGGCAGGCACGAUGCGGAGAACUAGGGGUAGUCUGGACUAUUCCAGUGAUACAGAAGCCACGUCUGGAUCCAGGGCCGGUUAUUAUUAUUAUGGUCGCAGUCAAGGAGCUGCAGGCGGCAUUCCUCAUAGCACCAUUCCCACUUUGGGCCGUCAAAACUCGUUGACAACUCAAGACAUUACCACCAAGUUUAACUCUCUGCCCCGAGACACUAGAGCGGCGACAAGAUUGGCUAUGAAUAAAAGAUUCGGAGAUAGAAGCGUGUCCCUUAUUCAGGACGAGGCGGACGGAGCCCUUUCAGCACCUGAAAUGCCCUCCUCCAUACGAAGGGAUCGAGAUGAGUACAGGCAAUGGUUGAGCAGGACGCCUUCGACGUCGGCCAUCUACGAGCAGAUACGAGCGUCGAGAGAUGUCCUGAAUCAACAGCGUGCCGCGAGGUUCACCUACAGCGCCGAAAAUAUCCACGAUGCUUUGAAAAAUAUGGAAAGUGGUCUAUAUAGCGGAUACGGUCGUCCAGGAGCUACUUCAACUCUAGACAGACAUUUCACUAGGUCGCAAACGGCGAAUAUUCCAGCGAGAUCAUUAUCAACUCAACAUAUCACAUCAUCAUCAGCUCUAAGUAGUUCGAGAUCUCCAUCCAUGCGGCGAAUGAGGCAGCUCCUCGACCUGGAUUCCGUAAGAACUGGCGCCCCGAGUCCAGUGCCGACUCCUAGUGGCACACUUCCGCGAGGUCAAAGACAACUUGACAUCAACCCCGCUGAAUUCCUCAAAUACAAGCUCGACAAGCCCGCUGGAUUGGUAGGAGGGACCUCCAUAACAGGUCUCUCACAACUAGCAGCAGGUCCUGGAGGACUUCCUUCCGAUGAACCUAUCAGCGGUAUGCUCUGGGUUCAUUUACUUGCUGGCAGAGGUUUAAGACCCUCUACUGGAACGUCAGCUGCAACUACUCCCGUUACUCCUAGUGGAGGAGCACCUGCAGCUAUUACAGGUCCAACAGCUGUACGUGAUCUUUACUGCGUCCUAGAAUGUGAUCGUGUACAUAAAGCUAGAACAGUGGUAAGAACAGGAGACCUGGUUUUCGACUGGGAUGAGAGCUUUGAGCUUGACUUAGUUAACAAUAGGGAGCUGGAUUUGUUGAUAUACUCCUGGGAUCCUCAGUACAGGCACAAGUUGUGCUACAAAGGUUCCGUUUAUUUGCCCACUCUGCUCAAGUCCGGUCCUAUACACCAGUUAGCACUUAAAAUUGAACCGAGAGGCACACUAUAUUUGAGACUGAGACAUACUGAUUCCCAAAAUCUAUACCGAAGAAGACCUCUUUCUACAUUAACUUUAUCUAGGACCACACCGCUUUUUGGUGUGGAUUUAGAAACUGUGGUAAAUCGAGAAAGUAAGACUGGUGGAGUACCUGGAGGAGUAGCGACAGGGUUAGUAGCCAGUAGUCAACACAAUAUUCCUAUUAUAAUAAGAAGGUGUGUUGAAGAAGUUGAACGGAGAGGACUAGAUAUUAUUGGUUUGUAUCGAUUGUGUGGCUCCGCGACCAAGAAGCGCAUUCUCAGAGAAGCCUUCGAAAGGAACAGUAGAUCCGUGGAUCUAAGUCCGGACAACGUGCCGGACAUUAACGUUAUUACAGGAGUUUUGAAAGAUUACCUCAGAGAACUUCCAGAACCCUUAUUCACGAAAUGCCUCUAUCAGAUGAUGGUAGAUGCGCUUGGUGUUUGCCUGCCCGAUGAUCCAGAGGGAAAUGCUAAAUUAAUGUUCUCCAUUUUGGAUUGUUUACCUAGGAUUAAUAGGGCUACUUUAAUAUUCCUUAUGGAUCACCUAGCUUUAGUCGUAUCUGCGUCGGAUCGUAACAAAAUGUCUGCCCAAAAUUUAGCAACUGCCCUAGCUCCCCCACUAAUGUUGCAAACCAGUGAUUCUAUAACCCCAACGACUGCCACCAAAUCGCACGAUAUCGAUUACCAGCAACCAAUCAGUGUCCUCAAGUAUCUUCUGCAAAUCUGGCCUACACCGAAGCAUCAUCACUCAGGUCGGCGCGGCAGGCCAUCCGGGCCGCGUGGAGACAGUCGCAGUGCGUGUCCUCCUCAGGGAGCGGUGGCGGUGGCUCUUCAAUCCUCGGUGGGGCCAGCGGGGGCCCGAGAGCAGUCUCGGCUCUCUCAGGCUCCGUUUCCUCCUCCUCCUCGCUCAGCAGUCUCGGGCCCGCGAGGCCCACAGCCACAGGUCCCAUUACACCAGAUACUAGGCCCAUCAUCAGUAAGCAAAGGUCCUUACCGUCCACUAUCCCCUCGGGUAGGACCACAAGCCACCUCAUCGGCCGGAGUGCUUCGACCGCGGCAAGUGAUAGUCUCUUCGCCAGGCUCUCCAAGCAGCAGUAGUGACUCGCAAUCGGGAUCAGAAUCCGUUAAACACUGCCUGCCCAGCCGCGUCAGUUCUCCCGUCAUACGCGCUUCUCCUUCCUCUCAGACGAUCCUCCGGUCUUCUCCUUCAGUGACUAUCAACUCACCUGGUCUGAGACACUCCCCAUCCAUCACCAGUGCCGUCUCCGGAAGCUCGUCAGGGCCGAGGAACUCACCUUCCAUUUCCAGUUUGAGUAGAGCGUCUCCUUCUAUUUUAGGUCAAGUAUCGAGGUCUAGCUCCCCGGCGAUGCAAGCUAGUUCAGCAGGACUGAACGUCACUUUGGGAACUACGACUCCUUCGUUUACUUCAACGUUUACUAAUUUACAGAGCUCUAUGGCCAUGACUUCUACUGGAGGUUAUGGCUGGAACUACGCCCAGGCUUCUACGUAUACUCAACCUACUACUUAUGCUAGCACUAAUCCGUUCCUAACUGGUUCUUACAUGAGCUAUACUCCAGGAGAUUCUACUUUUUCUGAGAAGUUUAAUACAAUUGGUCCAUCAAAAGAAGUAAAAUCGUUCUUUGAUUCCUAUACUAGUGAUACUAACAAGUACUCAACUUUAAAUACUAAAAGCACAUCUUACGAUUCUGAAUAUCUUUAUUCUUCUCCUGAUGUUAAAACCAACGGUGUAAGUAGUCGGUAUUUAGAUAAAAGCUAUUUGAACAGUACUUACUCAACUGACCUUAACAAGUAUAGUCCUGCUAAAAACGCUAUGUACGACACAAGUCCAAACGUUACACAAUCUACCAGUAGUUCAACUUCCGGGUUACUGAACGUGGAGGAGACUCCAACUCCGACCAGCAGUAUAGAAACUGAAGACAGUAACACCAGGGAGGUGGGAGAGAAAGACGUGGAGGGUGACGGAGAACAAAGUGACUGAAUAUACGCGGCGAGGGCCCAAUAACCAAUCACUUUUUAAUUGUGGCAGCACAAAUAAGACGUAGGUUUAGGAUUUCUAAUUAGAGAAUCACUCAUCAUCGAUGUAUUUACCAUUACACUGUCUUCGUCAUCAACUUUUGAUAACCGUGCGAGGAACGUAUUAUUUAUUAUACGAGUUGUUCUAAAGAGGUGAAUUGGUUGUUGGGUUUAUCGAAUACUGCCAGUGGAGGCAAUAAUUUUUUUGCUCGCAUCAGAUGAAACACUAAUAGAUUAAAAAUGUCAAGAUUUAAGUGGGAGUUUUGCAUCAGGUCUCUUGAUAGACUAGUUAUUUCUGCCACACACUAUCAGGUAAACCUGACAGGUCUAUCUGUACAGUUGUACCUAUCACGUGUACCUGAUAGUGAAUGGCUAACUUCACUGGACCAUUUGCAAUUGGUACAGCAAACAAAAAUUCCUCGCUAAGUUUUCAUUCGAUAAUAUUUUUUAUUUGUCCUUAAAAAUAAAUUUUUUGGUUGACAUAAUAAUUUUAAAAGAGCUUAAAUCAAAAAAUGUUUUUGUUUAUUAAGGUUUGGAAUCAAGUUUUUACUUUAAGAAUAUUUAUAUUUGUUGAAUAUAUAAAAAAUAUUUGUUGUGAUCUUACUAUUAAUGGAAUAUUGUUUAUAAUAUGACAAGGGAAUAUAAUUUUAUAUACAGAACAAGUUUUAUAUAUGGGACGUCUCAAUUAUCUCCAAAAUGGCUCGUACGAUUUUUAUACAUUUUAGUGAGUAAGGGGUCUUUAAUGCGACCGAUAUUAUGGUGGUAUUUAUAUUGUUGUCAGAUGUUACCUUUUUUGUGGAGGAUAUGUCGAUGACACUCUCAUAAAUACUUUAACUCUACAAAGUCUAACAAACAAAUUGGAAUGGCUGAACGAAUAGUUUUUUUUUUAGUUUAGGAAAAAUAGAUCUACCAUUGACCAACUAUUUACAGUUAAACAAAUACUAGCCAAAGCAUGGAAAUACGACAUGGACGUUUACAAUAUCUUUUUAGAUUUUAAGCAAGCCUAUGAUUCAAUAGAUAGAACAAUUCUACCUAAUAUAUUGCAAGAAUUUGGCAUAUGAUCAAAAUUAAUACGACUAGUGCAAAUGACAAUGACAUAAACAGAAGCACAUGUAUGUUUUCAAGUCCAGAUCACUGAUGCGUUUAUGAUAACGCAACGACUGAAACAAGGAGACGGACUAGCUCCAACGCGUUUUAAUCUUGUCCUUGAAUAUGUAAUUAGAAGGUUGACGGUGAGCGGAAAUAACAUACUUACAAACAAAUCUACAAAAUUAGCAGAUGAUAUAAACAUAAUGAAUAGAACAAUGAAUGUGGCGGAAGAAACCUACGUUGAGUUAAAACAGAGUGCAGAAGCUGUAGGGCUAGCAAUAUUUACAAAUAAAACAAAACUACUCAUACAAACCAGAUCAAAUAGGCCGGCGCAACAGCAACUCUUUAUAGAUGAUAUAGAACACGUGAAUAGAUUCACGUACUUAGGAAUGGACCUGGUCGCAAACAAUGAAAAAGAACCGGAACUAAAUAGACUGCUUAUGCUGGAAAAUAAAGCCUGUUCACGAUGGGUCACAUAUACAAAUCGCGAGACGUACACCGAAAAACAAAACUCUGGGUCUAUAAGACAAUAAUCAGGCCAUAAUAGUAAGUUAUGGGCGUGAAACAUGGGCUAUUACACAGAAAUCUGCCAAUGCAUUAGACGUGUUUGAAAGAAAAAUUUUACAUAGGAUACUGGGCCCAAUAAGUGAAAAUAACAACUGGCGAAAUAGAUAUAAUAAAGAGAUAUACAAACAAUAUAGCGAACCAACACUAGCACCAUACACUAAAGUGCAGAGAUUACGGUGGGCAGGGCACGUGGUCCGCAUGCGUGAGAAUAGAAUCUCCAAAAAAUUACUAAAUGCAAGAAUACAAGGAAAAAGACCUGUUGGAAGACCAAAAAAGAAAUGGGAAGACGAAGUAGAUGAGGAUGGGCUGUAGUGCCAUUGGAUGGAUGGAACAAAAGGUUUACCAUAUAUGAUUACAUAAUUCAUGGUCAUUACAAAACAUCCAAAAGAUAACGAGGGACUCCAUAUUAAUAAUAUCCAGGCAGAAAGGCUAGACAAAUCUAGGAACAUUGGUUAGUCAAAACGCAGAAAUAAUAACACAAGGGCUAAAAGCUGUAUAGAAAUAGCAAGGGCAAAAUUUGUGAAAAUUAAACACCUAUUAUGUAGUAGAGACCUAUUAUGAGUAUAUUAGGGGAAGUCUAGGUGUGACACCAAUUGAUGCCAAAAUGAGAGAGUAUCGGUUAAGAUGGUUUGGUCAUGUUCAACGUCGAGACGUUAAUCAUCCAAUACGAAGAGUAGCUGAAGUGCAGAUUCCUGGAAGGAGUAAGAGAGGAAGACCAAAGAAGACCUGGGGGAGACGAUAAGGCAGGACAUGUUGGUAAAGCGGAUUAACAUUGAUAUGACCCAAGGUAGAAUUGUGUGGAGAAAUGCAAUUCGGGAAGCCGACCCCGCAUAGGGAUAAAGUAAAAAGAAUGAUGAUAUUAUGUAGUAGAGACCUAAGAAUGGAUCUAAGGAUAAGGUGCUGCUACGUUUUUACAACUUUCCUCUACGGACCUGAGACUUGGACAUUAAAGCAAUUAGAGAUUAAGAAGUUGGAGGCUUUUGAGCGUUGGUGUUAUUAAAGAAUGCUACGAAUAUGAUGGGCAGACAAGAUUAGAAGUAUUGAAGUCCUUGAUAGGGUUAACAAGAGCACUAGAUAAAUAAGAAUGGCCCCAAGAAACAAAAAUGAAACGAAUAAAAGUUGGACAUUGCAGAAAAAGCAUAACAGUUUGAUUCUGAGACAUCUACGAGCUAUAGCCGGAAAGACCAAAUGGAGUAGAAUAAGAAAUGAGGCAAUAAGAGGGAUAACCAAACAGGAACCAAUAAUGAACAAAAUAAUAACGAGACAAUUAAACUGGUAUGGACAUCUGAUGAGAAUGAAACCCAGUGCACUAACGAGAAAAAUUCACGAAAAAAGAAAUAUUACAAAAAAGAGAAAAGGCAGACUGAGGAAAAAAUUAAUACAUCAAAUAGUAGAUGCGGAAAAGAUUAAACGGAAAACGCUUGAAGAAAUGAAAAUAAUAGCACAAGACAGAAAAUAAUGGAAGAGAUGGGUGAAUAUGUAGCUAAACUAAACCUAAAUCCGGUACCUGAAAGGGUAUAAGGAAGGGGAGAACAAAAGGAAAGUAAGUAAGUAACAUAAGAGUUGCCAUGUUGAUAUCCAACUUUCAAUUAAAGAUGGAACCCUAAGAUGAAGAGCAAUAACUUUGUAAUUAUGGCAAGUAGGUAUAGAGAACAAUAUAUUAAAAAUAAUCAGUAUUUCUUAAGGACUUCAAAAGGCAAAAAAUAUAUAGGGUGAUCCAUUUGAAAUAAGAAAGUUAAUUAAAUUCCUAGAAAACGGAGGAUCGGAUAACAAUGUAAAUACCACCAUAAUAUCAACCGCAUCACAAGACCCUUCCCCGCCAAAAUAGAUAAAAAUCGUGGAAGCCGUUUCAGAGGUAAUUGGGGCGUUCCAUACUUACAACUCACUCUGUAUGUUUAGUGUAAAAAAAUUGGUCAGUUUUAAUAAUAAGUUAAAUUAACAAUCUAAUACCAUUUAAUCUGUUAAGAUGUUUACUGACUUGGGCAAAUUCUUAUGCUGUAUCAAAAUACAGUCCAAAACUCAAUUCCAACAUCCCAAUUUCCCUCGUUGGAACAAAAAAUUAAUGUAUUUGCUUACUAGAAAUCAAACUAAAUCAAUAGAAUCAUUGUUAUCUAAUAUUUAAAUUUAUAUAAUUUUAGUUGGUAGAUAAAUCAAUAUUUAUUGAAAUGAUAGAGUAUUAUCUAAAUGGAAUUUAGAAUAUAAUUGUUGCGUGUUGCACAACUUCUAUUUAUUUUUUCUGUUGUGUUUAUUCAAAGUGUGAUAUUCACUCGAUGUUAUAAUCUACAUACAUAAACCCCUUAAACGUCCCAUGCCAACAUGCUGAACAAACUCUACUUAUAGUAAAUACAGGGUAUGUGCGGUAAAGUCAUGAAUAAAUACUCAUUACAGAUUAGUACUUACACAAACAGGAGAAAAAGUUAUACCUUGUGUCUAAUUUUUUUAGCAAAAAUUAGAGAGCAUUAAAAAAUGUUACAAAAAGGCAGAUUAAACAAUAAUUUAAAUAUUAAAUAUUAUAACGUAGCCCCACGUUGGGCGCCAUUAUAUUUAUUUUAUAAAUUCCUGAUGAAAAUUAACACGAUAUAUAUUGUAAUUGACUGAAAGACUGACGGACUAUCGGCAAUUAUCUUGAUAUUUCUAUUAUCAAAGAUUAUAUAAAAGUUUAAAUUUACCAAGUUUUUAUUGACAUUCACAUCAUAUAAAACAAUAGUUACAUGAAAUUUAUAGACAGUUACAACAACUAAAGCCCAAGAAAUCGUAACCUAAGUAAUCUUUAAAAAGUCUCUCUCUCAAAAAGUAAUUCCUCGUAGCCUUCUAUCGUCCAUUUAUGGACAUAGGCCUCUCCCAACUCCUUCCCAAAAACACUUAAUAACAAGAAUUUCUGCCUCUAUUCCUAAUUACAUGAUGUAGCGUUUGUUUCUAAAAAAUGCACAGGGUGUUUCAAUAAAGACGAUAAAAAACAAAAGUUUAUUUUUACUCCUCGCAAAUGCGUAAAACGUCCAAAAAACUUCUUGAGAAUAUCAUCCCACUGAAAACAAACAAUGCUUGUCUCAAGUUGAACUACUUUACAACUCCAUGGAAGGUAGCCAACACUGUCAUGAUUGUCAAACUAAGGAAACCUCUAAUGAAAACAGAAUCCUACAGAACAAUACCUUUACUAAAUACUCUAGGUAAAGUCUACGAGAGCAUCCUCAAGGAGAGACUCUUAGAAUUCCUAGAAACAACCCACAUCAUCCCAAAUUUCCAAUACGGAUUCAAAGCUGUAAAUUUGACACAAAAUGCAAUGAUUGAAACAGCUAACUUCAUAUCCCAAUCUAUCAAAAAGUGCCAUAGAUACGCAAUCGGCAUCUUCCUAGACGUUCAAAAGUCCUUCGAUCAAGUCUGGUACUCCUUCACAUUGCUGGACUGCCAACCGUCUUUGUCUGCUAUCUCUCCAACCGGAAAAUACGCGUCAACGUAUCAGACCAACUGUCCACAUUAUUAAUUCCUCAAGCUGGAGUUCUCCAAGGCUCAAUUUCAGCUCCAAUUGUAUACACAGUCUACAACAGUUACACCCCCACCCUACUAUAAGUAGGUCCGAGUCUAUUCUGCCAUUCUGUCUAUUCUAGACACCAGUCUGUAUUCGAUAUAGCCCAAAACCAGCUUUAGUGCAGUCACUGAAGGUUUUCACCUCAGAUUUCGUUGAAGCUCCAUCGAUUUUCAUGAAAAUUGGUGAGUAAUUAGAGGAUACCUCAAGGAACAAAGGUGACAUGAUGCCAACUUGCGCUUUUACCCUGGGGGUGGAUGCCACCCCUUCUCGGGGGUGAAAA
Molecule: messenger RNA, 10201 nt
Organism: Diabrotica virgifera virgifera (western corn rootworm)
Lineage: Eukaryota; Metazoa; Arthropoda; Insecta; Coleoptera; Chrysomelidae
Gene: RhoGAP100F
Product: rho GTPase-activating protein 100F
Exons: 22
Coding region: 1-4704 (1567 amino acids)
Biological process (GO): signal transduction
Molecular function (GO): protein binding
Source: RefSeq, a predicted model, not a curated record